This is a messenger RNA of Symbiodinium necroappetens, 765 nucleotides long. Lineage: Eukaryota; Dinophyceae; Suessiales; Symbiodiniaceae. The record is from the annotation of a GenBank genome assembly.
AUGGGGAUGGUGUUGGAUCAGCUGUCUGGGAACCACUUGAAGUACUACCCCUUCAAAUCCUUCCCUUCACAUUCCUCGCAGGCCUUCGAUGGUGAUAACGUAGACGACUUCUUGUCACGGUGUUGCUUGUCGGAGGCCUUUGAGGACUUUGCGAAGUCACUGCAAGUGCAUCCGCACCCAGCAGCUUCAAAGCUAACGUUGCUGGGCAGCGACAACUCGCAGGAGAUUCAAGCCGAAGGUCUGUUGGUGGAAUGGGAGGCUGGUAAGCGGAAGGAGCAAAUUGGCCGUGCACGAGCCAACCUGCGGCGCUCGUUGCGACGCGUGCAGCUGCCGGAGAAUGAGCCGGUCAAGGCCGGCAAGGCGGACCUCGAGAGCCUCGCGGAGCGCGUUCCGUGCAAAGUGCAACUUGUGCAGGUUGGCUUCUCCUGUUCUUAUUGCCCAGCAGUACCGAAGACGGGUCCGCACGGGCUCGAUUUCGAAGGUGGUGCAGAUGCUGCAAGGAUUGUGACCAAUGUGCCCUUCGGCAUCGCAUCAGGUGGCAAGCAGGACCCGGUUUCUGGACUUCCAGAGGCAGCAGAGACGUACAGCAGGCUCGGCCGCUUGCUAAGACAGCAACGAGCCGAGUGGCGAGGCCUCGUUGCUUUCGCGGAGAGCUUCCGCAACCACACAGGCCUGGAGUGGAGCAGCGAGCUCCGCUUCCUGAACGGCAGCCGCUGGGUCGACCUUCUGCAGUGGUCUGGCACCGAACGGAGAUUGCGGCGGUAA